Molecule: messenger RNA, 874 nt
Organism: Hylaeus volcanicus
Lineage: Eukaryota; Metazoa; Arthropoda; Insecta; Hymenoptera; Colletidae
Exons: 2
Coding region: 113-691 (192 amino acids)
Source: RefSeq, a predicted model, not a curated record
UUCUGCGUCACAUGUUGUCAGAAGUUCGAGUCAGUCCAAGUCAUAAACAAAAAAAGUACAGAUCAUUAUGCCAAACUUGAUCUUUGCUUAAUAAGCUUUUUUUAAAGUCUUUAUGGUUGAUUCUGUAACAUUAAAUAAGACAGAGUUGGAUUCUGAAUCAAUAAAAACUGACAGUGAAACGAUUUCAGAUCAUGUUGAAAAAUCAUUUUUACCUGAAAGUACACAAAAAACUUCCAUGGCUUCUCGAAAUCCCCAAACAACGUUACAGAAUGAAGAUGAAUUAACAAAUGUCGAAAAGAUUUGUAAUCAAACCAUUUUAAAAUCCAACGAUGAAAACACCCAUUUAACCGAUCCUCAAACAUAUAAUAAAUUUCAUAAUGACGGUUCGUUUCUUUCUUUGAUUCUCGCCGAAAACAAUUCCAAAAAUAAUAAUGAGACAAAAUUAUCGGAAAAAUCGAACGUUUGUGCACAAACUAAAAGAACUACAGGAGCAUCUUCUAAACUAGCAUCAGGGAAGAGACAUAAAAAUUCGAGUGAAUGUAUUGAAAAGCCUAUAACAGAAUCUUUAUCUCAAGUAGUAGAAGAUGAUAUUGAUAUUCAAGCACGUGAAGAAUUUUUAAGAACCAUGAAAAUCAUGGAAGAAGCUGGUCUUGUAACCGAGAAAGGCAUCGGAGCUGGAAUGGUUAAAUGAAAUAAUUUGCCGGGUUUUAAUGGUUUUUUGGUAAAAACUUCAAUUUAACAAAAAAUUAGUUUCACGUUUCUCUUUUUUUUUUUUUAUUGGAAAUGAUAGUCACAUUAUGAAUCAUUUCAUACAUGUUUGACUUUUAUACACCUUUGCUUUGAAUUUGUUAUAUUUUUUCACAAUAACCUUUCA